UUGAUGACUAUUGCCGCAGCACUCAGUAGUAUUGAAUAUAGACAUAGAUUUACUGUCCGACACCAACAACCACUCAAAGCUGAAUACGAUUUCAUUGUUAUCGGUUCGGGAACUGCCGGCGCAACAGUGGCCGCCCGACUCAGCGAACUAUCCAAUGUUCAAGUAUUACUUCUAGAGGCGGGCGGUCCGGGAAAUAUAGCAUUGGAUAUACCGGCACUUUCACAACUAAUUGCUCAAGGUCAAUGGGAUUGGAACUAUACUAAUGUUCAACAGUCAUCAAUUGGUUUGGGAUUGAAAAAUAAUGUCCUACCAGAGUAUAGAGGUUAUGCACUGGGAGGUACGUCAUCUAUCAACGCUAUGAUAUUUAACAGGGGUAACACCAGAGGUUACGAUGCCUGGGCUAAUAAAUACGGUGCAACCGGUUGGGGUUGGGAUGAUGUGCGACCAUAUUUUAUGAAAUUUGAAAAUAAUACCGACUCUGAUCUCGUAAAUGCUUAUCCCGAUUGGCACAGUACUGAUGGUCCGGUUCAGAUCAGUUCGUGGACAAACCCCGAUCCAAUUUUUCAGCUAAUUAUUAGGGCAAACUACGAGUUAGGCUAUCCGACCACUGAUAUCAAUGGUCCCAAACAAUUAGGUGUAACUCUAUGUCAAACAUACGUUAGUACUAGUGGUGUCCGAAUGAGUUCGUCCAACUCAUAUCUUGAGGGCAAUCGGAGGCCAAACCUUGAUAUACGUGUUCAUUCGCGAGUAACUCGAGUGAUAUUUAAUGGUCACACGGCUACAGGUGUUGAGUAUAUAAAAAAUGGUGUCACAUAUGUUGCAAAAGGGAGAAAAGAGAUUAUUAUAAGCGCAGGUGCUAUAAAUUCGCCGCAACUACUUAUGCUGUCAGGUAUAGGACCGGCACAACACUUGAAUGAUCUUUCCAUACCAGUGUUGUCAAACCUACCCGUCGGUAUUGGCCUACAAAAUCAUCCGGAACUUGAUAUACGAGCCUUUAUUAAAGAUGACUCAUUGGUCACAACCAGCCGACAACAAGACAUGGAAUCACUGACUACUGUUACCAAUCUAUACGAAUGGUUUACCAAUGGUUCCGGACCUUUGCGAGUGUUUCAGAACACAAAGACUUAUAUUAACAGUCAUAGCAAUAGAGACAAGAAUUGGCCGGACCUGUCAUUAGAGGUACGACUACUCUAUCAAUCAAAUGAUGUCCAGUCAUCGGCACAAGGAUUCGAUAACGUAGACGACUGGACACACUAUCUGCAACAGUAUGUCAAUCGCUAUUACCUUCAAGUGAUACCCAAUCAUCAAUUGCCACGAAGUCGUGGAUACGUAUACUUACAGUCCAACAAUCCAUUUGCUCCGCCGAUAAUAGAUCAACGAUAUUUGACGCAUCCGAAAGAUAUGGACGAGUUUAUUGAGGCCGCUCGGUAUGGAUUAUAUGUGGCCGAACGGUCAUCACUGGCACAAUACUUAUUGCCAUUGCAACCCAUACCCGGUUGUUAUGCCUGUCCGCACAAAUCAUAUCUAUAUGAAUGCGAUUCAUAUAUCCGAUGUCACAUAAAACAGCUAACAUGGAGUGGUUUUCACGACUGCUGUACCGUACGUAUGGGUGAUCCCAACAGUGAUGAUACAGUGUUGGACCCACGGCUUCGGGUUAAAGGUUUCAAAAGAGUGCGAGUGUGCGAUGCGUCUGUGUUUCCCAAUAUACCCAAUGCUAACACAAAUGCGGCCACUUUUAUGACCGGCGAAAAGUGUGCCGAAAUGAUUAAAGAGGAC
Messenger RNA from Oppia nitens, 1776 nucleotides. RefSeq names its product L-sorbose 1-dehydrogenase-like. The annotation marks the transcript as partial. Gene Ontology annotation, molecular function: oxidoreductase activity, acting on CH-OH group of donors; flavin adenine dinucleotide binding. NCBI's taxonomy places the organism in Eukaryota, Metazoa, Arthropoda, Arachnida, Sarcoptiformes, Oppiidae. The record is from RefSeq and is a predicted model, not a curated record. The transcript has 3 exons.